AUGGCUUCACGAUUCCCGCCACGGGAUCGCUCACCACCACCGCCUAGAUAUGGGGAUAGGGGCCCUCCGCCGCCUCAUGGACCGUCACAUAUACCCUCAGGGCCCAGGGGGAACGAAGACGCUAACUCUACGCCGCUGGGGCGGGAUCCUCCCCGCGGCCCCAAGGCCCUGAUCGACUCUUCGCGGGGCGGUCAUUUUCUUCCAUCCGGCCCCAGGGGGAGAGGAUUCCCGGGCCGUAACGACUUUAGAGAUAGGGAUAGGGAUCGAGGAGAUCCGCGGGACCUGAGAGAUGGCCCGCCGCCUCGACGGGGAGAUGGAGGAGAUCGGGAUUGGCCGCGUAGGGACCGGGGCUUUGACUCGCGAGAUGGCCACGGUCGUAUGGGGUUUGGUCGAGGACGGUCACGGUCACCUCCCAUGAGAGACUUUAGAGAUUCGAGGGAUAACGGGCCCAGAGAGCUGGAUAUACCGCGUCUACGAAGGAAUUCUAGAGAUGGACCGAUCACACUUAACACCGCGCUGUCAGACAUUCCACCCAUGCGCGGGGGAUCCAUGCGAGGUCGUGGGCGUGGAGACCGAGAUAGGGGAAGAGGUAGAGGCAUGCCACUGGAUGAAAGAGACUUGUUCAGAGGCCGGAGCCGGUCUCGUGAUGGCUGGAGGGAAUCUCGGAUAGAUCGCGACAGAGAACGAAACCGUGACCCGCGCGACCGAGAUCGAGACAGAGAGCGUAUGAUCGACCGAGAUGUCGAUAGGAGAGACCGGUUCGAUCGACGUGAUGACGAUAGAUGGUCACAGCGUGACGAUAGGGACCGGUUCGAGCGUGCUGAACCAUGGAAAAAGGACCGGCCACUAGCGCGGAUCGAUACCAAGACACCCACGGUUCAGUCGGGCAAUCCGUCAUCGGCAGUAUCACAGACGCCUACUCUACUAUCUCUCGGUGCUUCCGGUGCUGGUGUUGAAGAAGAGGCUGCUGCUCCUCGGAAAGCGAGUAGUACGUCUUCCACACCCAGAGAGUCAAGGAGGCCAUCAGAGAAGAUAGAGCAUGUUACCCCUAUCCGUACGCCUACGCAUGUACAAUCUACGCCUGUUCAGCCGGAUCUUCCCUCUGAACGGCCUACGCCACAGUUCUCGCCUUCCCCUGCUGCUCCCGAGGUACCUGCAUUUGGCUCACUCUCUGGUGCUAGCGCUGCGUCUACGGAAGUGCCUGCCAAUGAGCCUCUGAGGAAGCUAACUCAAACAUCCGCCUCACAACAGCCAGAUGUACCAAAGGAGCGCCCUGAUCUAUUUCCUUCCACUCCAAUUAAGCCCCCUACCGCUCCGAGGGCUGAUAGGAUAGACGCCCAACAACGUUCAGACCGGAGUAAAACUGAUGUCUCCCUUCGCUCAAGUCGACCACCAACGGCAUCGCCAGUAGUUCAGCCUAGUUACAUGCUUGAUCACAGCCAUCCCGUCCCCUCGCUCGACCGCAUCACUACCCAAGAGUCGGUUCCUCAGCCAGGUAAACCCAGGGAUGUCCGCGCUCUCUCCACCACGGAGCAGGAACCAGAUCUCUUUGCAUCAUCGACUGCCGGCUUCACAGGACCCAGCCAUACCGGAUCAUCUACUCGUGCGUCGUCUCUCCCUACUCAACCGCAGCCAACACAACACAAGUCACCGCCACCACCUCAAUCGCUUACUUCACUGUCUCCAAAUAUCCAACCUGCCUCCAUCCCUACUGGCCCAAGGGCGCAACAACAACGCCCAAGUGGCCAGCGACCGGGAACCAAGGGUAGUAAUCAGUGGGUUAGACCAGGAUAUGUGAAUCGAAGGCUAUCGGCCACCAAUUCACCACCGAGUAAGAGGGAGCUUUGGGAUGAGGGGAACAGGAGACUUACACUUGAAAGCCCGUUUGCGCCUGAGGAAGUGCAUAACGGUAGUGGCAAUGUGGAAGAAGAAGUGAAACUUCCCAUUACACCAGCAAACGGAGAAGAGAAGGAGGAGGAGAAAGAAAAGGACGUUGCUAAACCAUCGAGCAAACUGAUACAGGAUCGUGAGGAAGUGGACGAAAAUGAACGCGAGCCCUCACCAUCCGAGGAACCAGACAAGCGGACUCGGGAUGCCGAUAACGAUACGACGAUGCUUGACGCUCCAGAAGUCCAGGAAACCAAAGAAACACCUAAAACGCAGGAAGAACCAGAGGAGCAAAUCCCCAUUCUCUUUGAUGAAUCCAGUGACCAACAAUCCGACGAUGAUGCCCUUGACGAAGAAGACUUCAAUCAAUCAGAAAUACGUUUCGAGAAGGAAAUGCAGGUUCUCAAGUCGGAAAUCCCGCCUCCCAUACUUCAAGACCCGGUUGUUGUCGACCUGCUUCUUAGGGUUCAGAUGCUGGCGAUGAUCGCUGAUGGUGCUGCGCCAGCGUACCUUGAUCAGCCCGGUGCAGCUAUUGAAGUUGAAAGUGCCGAUAAGCCGACUGCCAUCAUCCCGCUAUCGGGCAAGGAAGCUGAGGAGAUUGAGCUCGCCGAAGAAUCUCGACAUGUAGCGACCUCCAACGGCACGGCGGUGGCUAUUCCAGCCAUUGAACCAAAGGCGGUUGAUUCGUUGCCGUUCUUACCGUCUGGGCCUCCUACUCCGUUUUCAGACAUGGAGACUCUGCAGGAGAAUUUCAAGCUUCAUGAUCGCAUCAAGGACUCGUUGUUGGAGGAUAUUAUCAAGCAGCGGAGUGAGAUUGCCAAACAGCAUGCUAGCCUUCGCGAACAGUAUGCACGGCACUACAAAACGUGGAGGUUGAAGGUCCGUGAGAUGGAUAGGAAGAAAGAACAGGAAAGAAAGGCAGACUCACGAUCAUCGUCGACCCCUCCUCCUCCACUGGCGGUUACUACGACCGUCCCUAUAAUCGAAGGAAGACGCGGCUACAAGCUGAAUAGCGAGCUCGACUUCCAGCUUGCCCUUAAGGCAUCGGCAAUCACUGCGCAAGAGGAAUCGGAACGUCGUCGCGACCAAGAAGCUACCGUAAACCCAGACAUGACCCGCGAAGCACGUAUUCCAGACAUGCUAGACGAGUAUCAGAAGAAAGCCAGCCUCUUCCAAGAUACAAAUCAAAUCGUUGAUCCCGCGGACGCUUUUACUGUUUUUGCCUUCCACCCUCCGCCCAACGACUUUACGCCCGAAGAGCACAAGGCCUUCACCGACGCUUUCAUGGCCCACCCUAAGAAAUGGGGCAAGAUAGCUGAGCUACUGCCUGGCCGUACGUUCCAACAGUGCGUGAUGCAUUACUAUUCUACCAAGGAAGACAUCAAGUACAAAGCCAAGCUUAAUAAGAAGUGGACACGGAAAGGACGAGCAAGGAAAACAGCAAGGGCUCCCAAAUCCAACGCUCUCAUGGCUGACCUGGGCAUCCGACCUGCCUACGAUGCGGACGAUACCGAGACACCAGUGGUUACGGAUACGGGUCGGCCGAGACGUGCGGCUGCGCCAACGUUCGGUGACUCUAACGCUGAUACAGAGAGCAACACGCCAACCCCAGCGUCUGGGAAGCGCGGAGCUGGAAAAGAUUCUAGCGAUCAACCUUCCGAGAGGGGUCCCGGUAGAAGGCCAGGACGUGGCGGGGGUGGCGGCCGUGGUGGUCGGAGAGGAAGAGGAGGCGGUCAACAAGGCGGUGCGAGAGCCGAAACUGGGACGUCUACCACUACUACUACCGCUGCUGCUGCUUCGUGCGCAAAUACCGUCCCCGCCGUCGCUCCCCUGCCGAAGCCGGAGACGGAAGGCCAAGUUGAGAGCGUCAUGGACGCGAUGGUGAAGACCAAGGACGAGAUGGAGAGGCCGCCUGAAGAGGCCGCGGUACGCACGAAGCCUGUCAGAGGGGUGCGGAACAAGGAACAGCAGCAGCUGCAGCAGCUGCAGCAAGGCCAGGAGGCUGCGGAUGCAGAUGCGAAAGGGUUGGGAGAGGGUGGAUAUGGCUCACUGCAGCCUACCAGUUAUUGGUCUGUACCUGAGCAGAGGGAUUUCCCAGAGCUAGUAGCGCAUUUUGGGAAAGAUUUCGACGCUAUCUCGCAAUUCAUGAAGACAAAGACGCCUACGAUGGUCAAAAACUACUUCCAGCGCCGUGUUGAUUCCGGAAAAACAGAGCUAGAAGAAGCUGCAUUGAUUGCAGAAGCCAAGAAAAUUCGCGGCGAACCUACUGGACCCCUCCCGAUUCCAAGUGUUAGCUCGAAACGACGGUAUGAAGCUACGCCUUCGUCGGUUGCGCCACGAGCUUUGGCGCCCAAUAUGGACAACGCGGACGUGAUGGACAGGACGCUAGCGCCCAAGGGCAAGCCGUCUGGUAUCAAUAUGCCACCUGCACCGGCUGUGCUACAACCACGUCAGGGUAUGGAGAAAGAACGGUCCCAACCAAAACUAUACCCCCUGGUCCAGGCUCCUGCAAGUCAGCCCAACCUCGCUACCACCAGUGAUGAGCUCCACCAACGCUCCGUCAGCACCUCACAAUUGCCUCCGUCCCAUCGAAACCAGCAGGGUCCUCGGAUGGGAUAUUUCACUGAUGAAUGGAGAGACGGCCGUCCUUCUGGAUCUCAUGUUAAUAUCGCUGCCCACAUGCAAGAGCAAGACGUGAAGCCAAUGCCGCAUUCGUUGUCUGGCCAAGCACCACCCGGUAUGCCACUACAGACGCUACAGCGACAAAACCCAAACGCUGUGCCCCAGAUCCAAGACCUAGGCGAGAUCCCACGCUACGCUCCGCUCUCGCAGCCACCCACAUUCCCCCAAGGUUCAUACCUGCAGCCGCCGGGCAGCGUACGCAAUACUUCGGCGUCGAGGUCACACUCUCGUCGCUCAAGCCGCACGAUCCCCUCCUCUGCCGCUACCUCUCCCGCUCAAAGGCAUAUUAAGCUCGACACUGAUCCAGCCGGUAUUGCCGCCAUGGAACGGCCCGCACCAAUGGGGCCAUCGGGGUACCUGCCGCCAGGCCAUCCAGCGUCUGUAGGACGACAAGGUCCAACUCUUACCCCGCCUACAGACCAUGGUCGACCGAGGAUAGCUACCGCAUCAGCCGCACCAGAGCCCCCACGUCACGUUCCUGCGAAACGUUCUAAUAUCAUGAAUAUCCUUAACGAUGAGCCAGAAGAGCCUCAGCCGCGAAAACGCUUCGCAAGUGAGCAGACGACGCCGUCGGUAGCUGCUGCCGGCUCAUCCUGA
Messenger RNA from Arthroderma uncinatum, 5166 nucleotides. Its product is annotated as MYB DNA-binding domain protein. NCBI's taxonomy places the organism in Eukaryota, Fungi, Ascomycota, Eurotiomycetes, Onygenales, Arthrodermataceae. The record is from RefSeq and is a predicted model, not a curated record. Gene Ontology annotation, cellular component: Set3 complex. The transcript has 3 exons. Gene Ontology annotation, biological process: regulation of transcription by RNA polymerase II. The coding region runs from base 1 to 5166 and encodes 1721 amino acids.